Dichotomopilus funicola is the source of this 1041-nucleotide messenger RNA. Its product is annotated as protein AIM2. Bases 1 to 1041 code for a protein of 346 amino acids. The transcript has 3 exons. NCBI's taxonomy places the organism in Eukaryota, Fungi, Ascomycota, Sordariomycetes, Sordariales, Chaetomiaceae. The record is from RefSeq and is a predicted model, not a curated record. Gene Ontology annotation, molecular function: hydrolase activity.
AUGACAAAUACCGAGAUAGCGACGAAAGCGCCGGAGAGCGACGCGCAGGAGACAAGUACCCCGCCCUCCAGCGAGCCAUCAUCUGCCACUGCGACUACUGCUCCCGCUCCCGCUCCCACUUCCUCCAGUCCCAAGCUGAGCGAGCACUGCACCUCUGAUCGGCCGGCUCCUGUCGGUCAGUCCUCAACGGGCGAGAUCAGGAAACUAAACGAUGUCGACGUCUACAUCUCCAAACCCGCCGACUACCCCCACGCCCCAGCCCGCCUUCUCCUCCUCCUAACCGGCGGCACCGGCCUGCAGAGCGUCAACAACCAGAUCCAAGCCGACCGCUUUGCCAGCGACGGCAACUUCCUCGUCGUCAUGCCAGACCUGUUCAACGGCGAUCCGGCCCCCAACAGCCGCGCGGCCGCCGAAUUCGAGUCCGAAGUGCAGAGCUCCGGGUCUAGUUCCCUGCUGGAUGCGUUCCGGCUCAAGGCCGCGGAGACGGCUAAGAGCUUCCUCAUCGACAUGUGGCUGGCGCGGCAUACAGAGGAGAAGGUGCUGCCUCUGCUGGAGCGUGUGCUAGACGGUGCGCGGGACGAGUUUGCGGAUGCCGUGACGAAUGGGGGUGGGGUGUAUGGCGUGGGGUACUGCUUUGGGGCGCGAUACAUCUUGCUGUUGGCGGCGGAACGGCAGAAGAAUGGGCAGCGGAACCAGCAGGGGGGCAGUGGGAAUGACGAGGAAGCGAACCGUCCAGCAACAACGCCGCCACAGCUUAAAGCGGGCGCGCUGGCGCAUGCGACGAUGGUGUCGAAGGAGGACUUUAGCGGCCUCAAGGCGCCGCUGAGUGUGGUGUGCGUGGAGAAUGAUCCGAUGUUUCCCGAUGAGGUGCGCGUUGCGGGAGAAGAGUAUAUGAGUUCGAACGGGGUUGAGCAUGAAGUGCAGGUGUAUCCUGGCGUGCCACAUGGGUUUGCCGUGGUUGGCGAGUACGACGACGCAAAUAUCAAAGUUGCGCAGGCCACUGCGUAUGAUCAAAUGCUGAAUUGGCUUAAGGAGCAUUAA